AGGAGUUCACACACAAAUCUACUAAAGAUAUUCUGGAUGCCAUUUCUCAAACCGAUACCCUUCACGGACAGAGUCAGCUAUUAGGCAUUCUUUGGUAUCGCGAAGGACCACAGUUUUGGGUGGAUGGAAGUAAAUACUUUAACAUUGAACAAAUCAACUAAUUAUGUUAAUAAUUUGUAAUUAGUAACAGUAAAGGAAAGACUUGAAAAACUAACGAGGCAGGCUGGAGCUCUCAGGCAUUGGUCUGUAGUACGUUACUGUUCUAGCGUUCUGGAGAAAAUGGUCGAUAGCAUCAGUCCUUACAUUACGUCAACCCUAGUCAGCGGCAAACAGAUUACAGUUGGUAUUUUCGGUCACGAAGAAGUGGUCAUCGAUCAUCCUCUAACUCCCAAAGAAGUAAAAGGCAUUAUAUAUGGUCAGUGUCAGCAUCAUGAUAUUUAUCAAGCAGUUCUUCAACAAGAAAUUAUUCUCUAUAUCGGAAGACUCAUUUCUACGUCACCGCAUCUGUUUCAUGGCAUUUUGAAACUCAGAGUGGGCUGGAUUAUUCAAGCCAUGAUUCUUUAUUUGAAAUUCCUGAAUGAGAAUCCUCCAGCGUUACACAGUCUUUCUCCUAGCGAUUUACGAAAAGUCCUUUUUAAAGUGCUUGAAACGUCAGAUAAUGUUGCAUCUAAUAAGUAAGUUACUGUUGAUUAUCCAAAAUUCAUACACUAAACUAUUGAUUAAAGAUGAAACUAUUCCCAAUAUUUAAAUAAUAAUAAUAAUGUAUUACUAACCUAACCUAAAAGUUAGUUUAAAUUUGAUGUUUUUGAGAUUGAAGUGUUUUUUAUCCAUCUUUUUCUUCUAUGUGGUCACUAAGAGGGUCAAUACUUCAAACAUUUUUACACUGGACUUGCUGUAUAACACAUCUUUAAAAUCUUCUGGGUGCCUGGUGACAAAAUUCACGGGUAAACAAACAUUUUCAGUCUCCCAAGCUCUGCUUGGAAAGCAGAAAACCUGAAGCAGAGCUCGGAAGGCAUCAGAAAAUGUUUGUUUACUCAUGAAUUUUGCUGCCAUUCACCUGGAGAUUUUUGAGGUGUGUUACUAAUGGAGCCAUUUUACUAGUCCUGUCAUAAAUCUGGUCGGGCCACCAAUGGGAUGGUACCUGUGACUUAUCUAGGACAGAACACCCAUGAAAAAUUGCUGGGAUUCAGUUGGAUUUUUGAUCCCAAGUCUCCCAGAACAGCACACUGAUGCUUUUAUUACCUUAUCUGUCUGGAUAUCUGU
Centruroides sculpturatus (bark scorpion) is the source of this 1263-nucleotide messenger RNA. Its product is annotated as probable phosphorylase b kinase regulatory subunit beta. Lineage: Eukaryota; Metazoa; Arthropoda; Arachnida; Scorpiones; Buthidae. The record is from RefSeq and is a predicted model, not a curated record. The coding region runs from base 280 to 678 and encodes 132 amino acids. Gene Ontology annotation, cellular component: phosphorylase kinase complex. Gene Ontology annotation, molecular function: calmodulin binding. The transcript is spliced from 6 exons. Gene Ontology annotation, biological process: glycogen metabolic process.